GGCGGAGAACCCAAGCGCAGCGCCGCAGCCGCUCUGCUAGCGUCCGCGCGGGGGCCAGCAGCGAUGGCCGUGCGCUCCCGCCGCCCAUGGAUGAGCGUGGCAUUGGGGUUGGUUCUGGGCUUCACGGCCGCGUCCUGGCUCAUCGCCCCCAGGGUGGCGGAGCUCAGCGAGAGGAAGAGACGCGGCUCCAGCCUCUGCUCCUACUACGGCCGCUCGGCCGCUGGCCCAGGCGCCGGCGCGCAGCAGCCGCUCCCCCAGCCUCAGCACCGGCCACCGCUGGAGCAGUCGCCGCCCCCCGCACGCCCGGAGCUCCAGGGGCCCCCGUUGCCUGGGGCUGCACUCGGGGUAACCAGUUUUCGGAGCAGCCCCUGGCAGCAGCCACCACCGCUGCAGCAGCGGCGGCGAGGACGAGAAUCCGAAGGCGCGACGGGGCUCCCCGGGGCCCCAAUGGCCGAAGGGGAGCCAGAAGAGGACGGGGGCGCGGCCAGGCAACGGACAAACGGUCGCCCGGGGAGUAGCCACAACGGCAGCGGAGACGGGGGUGCCGCCACCCCGAGCUCCAGACCCCGGGAUUUUCUAUACGUGGGGGUCAUGACCGCACAGAAGUACCUGGGCAGCCGCGCACUAGCAGCGCAGCGGACCUGGGCACGCUUCAUCCCCGGCCGCGUGGAGUUCUUUUCUAGCCAGCAGCCCCCCAACGCCGGAGUUGGCCAGCCCCCGCCACCCCUGCCUGUCAUCGCACUGCCAGGGGUGGACGACUCCUAUCCACCCCAGAAAAAGUCCUUCAUGAUGAUCAAGUACAUGCACGACCACUACCUGGACAAGUAUGAGUGGUUCAUGCGCGCCGACGACGAUGUCUACAUCAAAGGUGAUAAGCUGGAAGAGUUUCUUAGAUCAUUGAAUAGCAGCAAACCUCUCUACCUGGGCCAGACUGGCCUGGGCAAUAUUGAAGAACUUGGAAAGCUGGGGCUGGAACCUGGUGAGAACUUCUGCAUGGGAGGACCUGGUAUGAUCUUCAGUCGAGAAGUUCUCAGGAGGAUGGUGCCACAUAUUGGUGAAUGCCUCAGAGAAAUGUACACGACUCAUGAGGAUGUGGAAGUAGGAAGAUGUGUACGACGUUUUGGUGGGACUCAGUGUGUCUGGUCUUAUGAGAUGCAGCAAUUAUUUCAUGAAAAUUAUGAACACAAUCGGAAGGGUUAUAUCCAAGACCUUCAUAACAGUAAAAUCCAUGCAGCCAUAACACUUCAUCCUAACAAAAGGCCUGCCUACCAAUACAGGCUUCAUAAUUACAUGCUCAGCCGCAAAAUUUCUGAACUUCGCUACCGCACCAUCCAGCUCCACCGAGAGAGUGCUCUGAUGAGCAAGCUCAGUAACAGUGAAGUAAGCAAAGAAGACCAGCAGCUGGGAGUAAUGCCAUCUUUCAAUCACUUCCAGCCUCGAGAGAGAGAUGAAGUGAUAGAAUGGGAAUUCCUGACAGGGAAACUCCUUUACUCAGCAUCUGAAAACCACCCUCCUCGGCAGAGCAUCAACAGCAUCCUUAAAACAGCACUGGAUGACACUGUCCUACAGGUGAUGGAAAUGAUCAAUGAGAAUGCCAAGAGUAGAGGACGUCUCAUUGACUUCAAGGAAAUUCAAUAUGGCUACCGCAGGGUUGACCCCAUGCAUGGGGUGGAGUACAUUUUGGAUUUACUCCUCUUAUACAAAAGACACAAAGGAAGAAAACUGACUGUGCCAGUGAGACGCCAUGCAUAUCUUCAGCAGUUAUUCAGCAAGCCUUUCUUCAAAGAAACUGAAGAGCUAGAUGUCAACAGUCUGGUGGAGAGUAUUAACAGUGACACUCAGUCAUUCUCCUUUAUAUCUAAUUCCUUAAAGAUGCUAACUUCUUUUCAAGGUGCCAAAGAAAUGGGGGGGCACAGUGAAAAGAAAAUACACAUUCUUGUUCCUCUCAUUGGAAGGUAUGACAUUUUCUUGAGAUUCAUGGAGAACUUUGAAAAUACUUGUCUUAUCCCGAAGCAGAAUGUAAAGUUGGUCAUUAUCCUUUUCAGUGGGGAAUCUGGUCAAGAUUCCAACAGACAUAUUGAGUUGAUAAAAGAAUAUCAGAGCAAGUACCCUAAAGCAGAUAUGUCCCUGAUCCCUAUGAAGGGAGAGUUUUCCAGAGGUCUUGGUCUUGAAAUGGCUUCUUCCCAGUUUGACAAUGAUACUUUGCUGCUUUUCUGUGAUGUUGACUUGAUCUUCCGAGGAGAUUUUCUCCAGCGAUGUAGAGAUAAUACAAUUCAGGGUCAACAGGUAUACUACCCCAUCAUCUUUAGCCAGUAUGACCCAAAGGUAACUAAUGGGGGAAACCCUCCUACUGAUGAUGACUUUGUUUUUUCAAAGAAGACUGGAUUCUGGAGAGACUAUGGAUAUGGAAUUACCUGUAUUUAUAAAAGUGAUCUUCUUGAUGCAGGUGGAUUUGAUACCUCAAUACAAGGCUGGGGACUAGAAGAUGUAGAUCUCUAUAAUAAAGUUAUUCUAUCUGGCCUACGACCCUUCCGAAGUCAAGAAAUAGGAGUGGUGCAUAUUUUCCAUCCAGUUCAUUGUGACCCUAACUUGGACCCUAAGCAAUAUAAGAUGUGCUUAGGAUCCAAGGCAAGUACGUUUGCUUCAACGAUGCAAUUGGCUGAACUCUGGUUGGAAAAACAUUUGGGUGUCAGGUACAAUCGAACUCUCUCCUGACAGUCCAGGCAACACAUAUUGCCUUUUUUAAGGGGAGUUUACCUCAUUGUUGGUUGUUGUUAUUUUUUAUUUUAUUAUUGUUAUUUUAUUGUUAUUAUUAUUGUUAUAAUUUUAUUUUGUUGUCCUGGUCUUAACUACUCUUGGUUGUCUUCCAAAGGGUGUUUGUUGACCUGAAGCAAGAAGAGUCUGCAGUUCACUGAUAUUUCAGAUUUCUACUGAAGUCAAUAUAUGUAUUUCUUUCAUAUAUCUUUAUUUGAUACUGAGUUAAAUCAUGGCAAUUGAAUGACUUUUUAAGCUCAUUAACCAUGAGAGACAGCUUAGAAGAAUGUUCUCUUGGGGCUUACAGAUGCAAUAUCAACUUUUAUUUUGUUUAUCAAAUUCAAUGUGAUUUACUGGUGAAAGGUACCACAAAAGUGCUUUAUGCUUCCUAUGGGGAAGGGACUCUGUAACAUAAACUUGAGUUUUGUAAUUUAUACAAGGACUUAAAUAUAUAGACAAUAAUUUUCUUCAUCUUUAGGAUUUUUAAAGUAAAUGAACACCUAUGAUUGUAUGUUUAUUUUUUAAAAAAAAAGUUUUAAAAAUUGAGGAGUUUCGUUCCAUAAGCAAUCGGUACUGGCUACCCUGGUCUUCUGACAAUUACGUACUCCUCACAAUGGUAUGCUAUAAAUGCGAAUGAACUUUAUUUUCUCAAGGAGAUAUGAUUUAAUUAAAUAUUCAUGUACAUUUUAGAAGCUUUAUGAAACAAUGUCCUUCAUUUGCUGGCAAGAAGAUAAAAUAUGACAGAACCUGGU
Molecule: messenger RNA, 3506 nt
Organism: Condylura cristata (star-nosed mole)
Lineage: Eukaryota; Metazoa; Chordata; Mammalia; Eulipotyphla; Talpidae
Gene: CHSY3
Product: chondroitin sulfate synthase 3
Exons: 3
Coding region: 64-2715 (883 amino acids)
Cellular component (GO): Golgi cisterna membrane
Molecular function (GO): glucuronosyl-N-acetylgalactosaminyl-proteoglycan 4-beta-N-acetylgalactosaminyltransferase activity
Source: RefSeq, a predicted model, not a curated record